Molecule: messenger RNA, 4047 nt
Organism: Patiria miniata (bat star)
Lineage: Eukaryota; Metazoa; Echinodermata; Asteroidea; Valvatida; Asterinidae
Product: BTB/POZ domain-containing protein 2-like
Exons: 6
Coding region: 320-1918 (532 amino acids)
Biological process (GO): neurogenesis
Cellular component (GO): P-body; cytosol
Molecular function (GO): protein binding
Source: RefSeq, a predicted model, not a curated record
AAAAUGCGCAUGCGCACUAGUACUAUUACUGAAGUGCAGUGUCUGUGUACUGACGGCAUAUUUCAACAGAAACAUACGAUAUUGGUGAAGAAAACGACAGUUUUUGUUGUCUUUGCAAGUCUAAGUAGGCCUAUGCAUCAUUCUCUCAAUGAAAGUCAAAUGUCCGGAGUAGGCCACAUGGUUUCAAAGAGCAACGUUGCCAACGCGGCCUAUCCAACCUCGUCGUCCCCAGUACGCGCCCACCACUACCUGCUCUCUCACCCUGAUUCAGGCCUCCUGAGCAACCGUGUUUUUACUCAAAGGCAUAUACACAUAUGUAAUGGCUGGUGCUGGUGCUCAUCGAAAUUUGAAUGGACGCCUGAACGGACAGUUUAAUGGUCAGUUGAAUGGACAAGUAAAUGGUCAAUUGAACGGAAUUCCUCAGCAGCAACAGCAACAGCAGCUGCAACAACAACAGCAACAACAGCAACAGCAACAACAGCGGCAACAGCCACAACAGCAGCCACAGCAGCAGCAGCAGCAACUGCCACAUCUACAGCAGUGGGCCUUGCCAUUGGCACCAUUGCAACCUACUCAACCACCAGGUAUACCAACAGUUAGACCGCGAGGGGAAGCUGUGCCCUACAACUGGCAGUCUUCUAAGACAUCGGUCAAGGAGCGCUUUGCAUUCAUGUUUAACAAUGAGAUCCUGAGCGAUGUCCACUUCCUUGUAGGUAAGGGGAUCAAUACCCAACGGAUCCCCGCCCACAAGUUUGUCUUGUCCGUCGGGAGUGCCGUCUUUGAUGCCAUGUUCAACGGAGGGAUGGCCACCACAUCCAAUGAAGUAGAGCUACCCGACGUUGAACCUGCUGCAUUUCUGGCUCUGCUGAGAUUCCUGUACUCCGACGAGGUACAGAUUGGCCCAGAGAGUGUCAUGACCACACUAUACACCGCCAAGAAGUACGCCGUCCCAGCAUUAGAAUCAGCUUGUGUGGAGUUCUUGAAGAAGAACCUAAGUGCAGACAAUGCAUUCAUGCUACUCACCCAGGCACGUCUCUUUGAUGAACCACAACUUGCGAAUCUCUGCUUGGAAACGAUCGACAAGAACACCGCAGAAGCUCUUCAAGCUGAAGGCUUCACAGACAUUGACCUUGACACGCUGAUCAACGUCCUGGAGCGUGACACCCUGGGCACACGCGAGAGUAACCUCUUCAAUGCGGUAUCCAGAUGGGCAGAACAUGAAGCCGUGCGACAGCAGUAUCCAGCCACACCAGAGAAUAAACGCAAAGUACUGGGCAAUGCCCUGAAGCUGAUCCGCUUUCCAUUGAUGACUGUUGAGGAGUUUGCUAGUGGGCCUGCUCAAUCUGGGAUUCUGACAGACAGGGAAGUUGUCAGUCUCUUCCUACACUUCACUGUGAACCCCAAGCCAUCUACCGAGUUUCCCUCCAACCCAAGGUGCUGUCUGAUAGGCAAGGAGCAGACUGUUAGCCGGUUUGUGCAGGCAGAGAGUAGAUGGGGCUACAGCGGCACUAGUGACAGGAUAAGAUUUCAAGUAAAUAGACACAUUUUUGUGGUUGGAUUUGGGUUGUAUGGUUCCAUCCAGGGCCCUGCUGAUUAUACUGUCAAUAUUCAGAUACUGCAUGGUGAUACUGAGGAUGUGCUGGGCCAGAAUGACACAGGAUUCAGCUGUGAUGGCUCCGAGACCACCUACCGAGUCAUGUUCAAAGAACCCAUCGAAAUACAACCUUCUGUCAGCUACAUUGCCAGUGCUACACUUAAGGGCCCAGAUUCCCACUAUGGCACCAAGGGAAUGCGCAAGGUGGUCCACGAGUCUGUGUCGAGCGGCAAAGUGGUGUUCCAGUUCACAUAUGCGUCUGGCAACAACAACGGAACGUCAGUGGAAGACGGCCAGAUUCCAGAGCUCAUCUUCUACACAUGACCAAAAAAGCAGAAACUGUACGUUCGUAAUUUCAAUAACUCGUGUAAAAAAACAAAUACUUGUAAAUAAUAUCUAAGACUUGUAUGCACUAAAAGUUUGGCAAGCUUUGCCUUCAUAAUGCGUAUAUUUAACAAUUGUUGAUUGCUCUUGAUAUGGGAUAUUGCAUUUUCUAACACCUGAGGGGCGCAUAUUUGCCUCAGGUGCUAUGUGCCCAGAGGGGGUUAAUUUAAAAACGCCAUUAUCCCACAUCAAAAAUUGUUUUGUUAUAGUAUGCCAGUAACUAAAAAAGAUUAAGGCUCGUAACUUACUUUGCCAGAUAUAAAUUACAUCACUGCAGUGUAAUUUUUGAUAACUGCGUGCUUUCCUGCCGGACAUGAGACGGAGAGAAUACGCUUCUGUCGCAGGACACGCGACAAGCCCUACAUGUGGUACACGCGCGCAACAUGGAGGUAAUUUAUAUGCAUAGCAGUGUCAAUGAGGUACAUGUAAACUAUAUGCAAUGCAGUAAAUGGUUAUCAAGUAAACGGUUAUUGCUAUGGACUGGACCCGUGACCGUUCAGUUCUAGACCAGUGAAAUUACAGUAUCUGAAGACAUGAUAUAUUAACAAUGUUAGUUAUCCCACAAGCGCGAGUGGAACUCAGAAUUAUGCAGUGCGUCUGUGCUUCAUAUGCAACGAGGUCCAAGGAACAACUAAGUUAUCUUCAAACAAACUUGAUACACAGUUAAGAUGGAACACGCACACUGUACACAAACUUUUCAGUGGUUAUCCUAUUGCAUGUACGUGCAGCAAGAAUGGCGUGGGCAUCUUAGAGUAGCGUGGUAUGCGGAGUGGGAGAUGGACCAUGGUAUGGGAUAAUAUCACACUGUUGCGAUGGAUCAACCAAUCAGGAUCGAGGAUUUAACUUUGCUUGAAGAUACAUACAUACAACUGUAUGCGGUUGAAUUCUCUGCGUUGAAAAGCUGUCAAAAUACAAUUAAAACUUCUGUUGAGAACAGAGUUAUGUGUUGAUAUAUAAUGACACUGGCAGGCAUUAUAUAAUGACACUGGCAAGCAUUUACACAGUGUCUUGUGUUUUGGAAACUUUAAUUAAUUUAAUGGGACCGGUGCUGUGACAUUAGUGGUUAAUUGUUUAUCCAGAAAAUCAUGUUUGAUGUAUAAACGUAAUAAUUAUGUAGACAUUGAGAUGAAAUGUCUAAAUGAUGAGUUCUGCAGUGGUAUUAUUUAAAUAUUUAGGACCUUUUAAAACUCGGUUGAAUUUUUGUGUAUGAUGAACAGUUUGGAAUAAAUGGUGGCUUUAGAAAAUAUAAAAUACUUCACGCCGUUUAAAAAAUGGUUACGACCUGGUAAAGGGAACCAGUUAUGUCGGCCGUGUUUCAGCAGUGCAUACCCAGUGGGUACACAACCGAAGGGGAAAAAACAAUCAAGCUAUUUUUGUUGUUAAUACUUCAUUUUUGUUUCUGAUUGUAGUAAACAUUGAUGGGGAAAAUCAACAUGUAGGCAUAUUUUUAACCUAAAAGGGAAAGUAUAUUGAGGUUUGAAAAAAAAAAUGCAUGAACCCAUACAUUAUACAUGUCAGUUAAAAAAAACCACCAUAUUUGAGUCUAUUGCUUUUAUUUGGUUUGAAAUGAUUCUAAUGUAUAGAAAAAAACUGAAUGGUGAAAGCAAGAUUGUACUUUUUUUCACACCUGUAAAUGUAUUUGAUAAAAUACAUGUAUGCUAAUUGAAUUAUCUGUGUUUUAUUAGACUUAAGUGUUACAUAUUUUGUGAAAUGCCAAAAUACAUCUCUUACUGCAGAUCCUACUGUCUGAAACGAUGAGUGUAACCUUGAAGAAGGUUGGUUUCUCUGAUCACUAUUAAGAUAAGUAACGCCAUGGCAGACAGAGACACUUGGCACGACAUUGUCGAAAGCAUUUCGGCUGCGGCCGAAGGAUGAUGAUGUGUUAAGAUAUCUGUAAAUGUUUUAGCGUGUGCUUCGUUUGUCAAUGAGCAACUCUGAUGUACAUGUACCGGUACAUGUCAUUUGCAUUAUUUACACAGAUUUUGGUUUGAAGUGUUACCUUUGGAUAUAUGUUUACCUAUAUGUUUAUCCAGACUUUGGCAAGGCCAAUUAAAUUAGCAUGUGGAAUA